AUGCCGGGCGGGUCUCCCAUGCAACUUGGCGCUAUAACCAUCUUGCAAUCUCCACGCCAAUCUCGCGAGCGUUCGCGCAAGGCGCCGGCGACGGUCCGAGGUGUGAAGAGACACGCCGACGCGGAGCUCGUCACGCACGCGACCGUCGGAGUAAGUCUCGGCUUCUCCGGAGGUCCCUCCGCUCCCGCGUUCUUCGUGCGGGCGUCGGGGACGAAAGUUUCCGAGAGUGACAAACUUCGAUUCAUCCGUGCGGUGGAAGCGAAUAAGGCCAAGGGAAUAAGCGUCGCCGCGACGACCGCGAGGUGGGGAUUCUCUAAGAACGCGUACGCUAAGUACAAAAAACAGGACAAGCUAGGCGAGACGAAGCCCAAGGUCAUCCCGGGCCGCCCGCAAAAGGCGGACGAGGAAAUCAAAGCGAAGCUUUAUGAAGUCAAUCGAGCGUUUCAAGGUGGCAAAACUAUCGAAGGACUAAGCAAGGAGCUCCUCCGCAUCUUCGGCGAAUACCUCAGUCCCAGCACCAUCUGCCGGAUGAUGAGGAGGGGUGGCUGGCGUAAGCGAAAGAAACGUUCGUCGCCGUUCCUCACCGAGAAGGCGAUGACGGCGCGCGCGGCAUUCGCCGCGGAGCACAUGCAUGAACGCACCGACCGCUUACUGUAAAUAGUCCCUAAACCGCGGUACGAUGA
Molecule: messenger RNA, 683 nt
Organism: Micromonas pusilla CCMP1545
Lineage: Eukaryota; Viridiplantae; Chlorophyta; Mamiellophyceae; Mamiellales; Mamiellaceae
Exons: 2
Coding region: 1-657 (218 amino acids)
Biological process (GO): DNA integration; DNA transposition
Molecular function (GO): DNA binding
Source: RefSeq, a predicted model, not a curated record